AUGCUGCAGAAUGUCAACUCUCAGGAGCAGCUUCAAGGAAUGUACAGGCCAAUCAAACUCGUCUAUCACCACAGAGAGCCCUUCUUUGUCAUCAGGCAGCCACAGAAGAUCACAGCGGUUUUUCCUAUGCGAUUCAAAGAAGACCCAGAUGUGAUCAUAGCAACCGCAUUUUUUCAGGAACUCAUGGAUGUGGGAAGUUCAGAAGCAUGGGCCAAAGCACCUCCAUGUACAUGGUCACCCAUCCCUCCUGCCGAGUUGAGAGGGGAACCACUUGAAGAUCUGAGCACCAACUGCGGUUUCGUUUCGUUCGAUAUUACUUCACAUCAUGUGAAAGGCAAAAGGCUGGAUAAGACAGUAUGGAGUUUACUGAAUUUCCAUGCCUUCGUCAAAUAUCACGUGAAGUGCACCCGAGGCUUUAUACAGAGAAGGAUGAGAAAGCGCUUGGACAGUCUUGUCAAGAUCCUUCACAGUGAAGGCUUAGAAGAAGAAAGAGAGCACGAAGAGGAACCUAAAGGUUGUGGUGCAUGA
Messenger RNA from Punica granatum (pomegranate), 528 nucleotides. NCBI's taxonomy places the organism in Eukaryota, Viridiplantae, Streptophyta, Magnoliopsida, Myrtales, Lythraceae. The record is from RefSeq and is a predicted model, not a curated record.